Molecule: messenger RNA, 2188 nt
Organism: Syzygium oleosum
Lineage: Eukaryota; Viridiplantae; Streptophyta; Magnoliopsida; Myrtales; Myrtaceae
Product: glycerol-3-phosphate acyltransferase RAM2-like
Exons: 2
Coding region: 405-1916 (503 amino acids)
Biological process (GO): cutin biosynthetic process
Cellular component (GO): membrane
Molecular function (GO): phosphatase activity; glycerol-3-phosphate 2-O-acyltransferase activity
Source: RefSeq, a predicted model, not a curated record
ACCAUUUAAGAAAAGGAGGGUUAAAAACCAAUACCGCAACUCCCAAACAUCAAAACGUAAUAUUCCCUUUUAUGUGAAUCAUGCAUAGAGAAGCAGAUGAGAGACAUCGCAGAGCUCAAAACAGGACAAGCCACUGGCGAUUCCUACAAAGACACUAGAUUUGCUCAUUACCCUUUUGUUCCUUCUCCUCCAUCCUCGGUUACACCAUUUUGUUUUGUCCUCAACCAUUGGAAAUCCCCGCAUGUCAUUCUUGUCUCAACAUACUAAAUGUAAUUCAUAGGCUGUGUCUUCAUACAUAUAUAUACAUUAGCAUUCGCACCAUUGAACCAGCCCCAAGCAGAGAUUAGCAUAGAGCCUCGAGGACUUUGGGACUUUGGGGGUCUUUCUUCGGCAAUCAAUCAAUCAUGGUGGAGCCUGCGUUCCCGACGGUCGAUCGGUGCGCGUCGAUCGGGCGCGAGAAGGACACUGUGGUGGCCGACCUGGACGGGACCCUGCUCCGCGGCCGGAGUUCCUUCCCGUACUUCGCCCUCAUCGCCUUUGAGGUCGGCGGGGCCCUGAGGCUCCUCCUCCUGCUCCUGGCCUCCCCGCUCGCCGCCCUCCUCUACUACUACUUGUCCGAGUCUGCGGGGAUCCAGGUCCUCAUCUUCGCGACAUUUGCCGGGAUGAGGGUGGCCGACAUUGAGUCCGUGGCUCGCGCCGUGCUGCCCAAGUUCUAUGCUAGCGACCUCCACCCGGAGUCGUGGCGGGUGUUCUCCGCCUGCGGGAGGAGGUGCGUGCUGACUGCGAACCCGAGGAUCAUGGUCGAGGGGUUCCUCAAGGACUUCUUGGGGGCCGACAUGGUUUUGGGGACCGAGAUACGGACCUACAAGGGGAGGGCCACGGGGUUCGUGAGCCCGCCGGGAGUGCUCGUGGGGAAGAAGAAGGCGGCCGCUCUUCGCAAAGCGUUCACGGAUGAGCAACCAGAGAUCGGCCUCGGCGAUCGACAAACCGAUGUCCCCUUCAUGGCCUUGUGCAAGGAAGGAUUCAUUGUGCCACCCAAGCCGGAGGUCAAGGCUGUGACGAACGACAAGCUUCCGAAGUCAAUUGUAUUCCACGACGGGCGGCUCGUCCAGAAGCCAACCCCUCUCCUGGCCCUCCUCACCAUCCUGUGGAUCCCCAUCGGCUUCCCCCUUGCCUGCCUGAGGAUUGCCGCCGGGUCGCUCCUCCCGAUGCCCCUCGUCUACUAUGCGUUCUGGGCGCUCGGCGUCCGCGUCACUGUCAAGGGCACGCCUCCACCGCCGGCCAAGAAGUCAACCGGCCAGACGGGCGUGCUGUUCAUCUGCUCCCACAGGACGCUCCUCGAUCCGAUCUUCCUCUCCACGGCACUUGGCCGCCCGAUCCCUGCUGUCACCUACUCAGUGUCCAGGCUUUCCGAGGUCAUCUCGCCCAUCAAGACCGUCAGGCUCAGCCGGGACCGGGCCACCGACGCGGCCAUGAUCAAGAAGCUCCUGGAGGAAGGCGACCUGGCGCUAUGCCCCGAGGGGACCACCUGCCGCGAGCCGUUCCUUCUCAGGUUCUCAGCCUUGUUUGCCGAACUGACCGACCAGCUCGUGCCGGUGGCGAUGGUGAACCGGAUGAGCAUGUUCCACGGGACGACCGCCCGCGGAUGGAAAGGGAUGGACCCGUUCUACUUCUUCAUGAACCCGAGCCCGGCCUAUGAGGUGACCUUCUUGAACAAGUUGCCAAUUGAGCUGACCUGCACAGCCGGGAAGACCAGCCACGAAGUGGCCAAUUACAUCCAGAGGACGAUCGCCGCGACGCUCUCGUACGAGUGCACCAGCUUCACCCGGAAGGACAAGUACCGCGCGCUCGCCGGCAACGACGGAACGGUCGCCGAGAAGCCGAAGCUCCCUGCGAACAAAGUCAUGGGGUGCUGACUUAUUACUCUCCCCACUAAGACAAUCUCACUUCUGAUAUCAAAGAGCAAGCAAGGAAACCGAUGCAUUUCAGCUUUUACCGACCGGGUCACGAUGGACCCGUUAUUUCUAGUUCGAAGUUUCGAUUGCAGUGUUCUGUUUACCCGGAAAGCUUGGAAUAAAAUGUUAGGGAGAAAUCUCCAAAGACAUUCUUAGAAUUCGAGGCGAUUGCGAAUAUUACUCUUUUUUAUCUUUGGUUACAUGACAAUAUAUUGCUAAUAUUUUGCUUUCGA